ACCAGCUCGGCCCCGCUUAUCUAGGACUGGAGCUAGGCGUCGCGGAGACGUACCUGAUGAAGGCCGUGGGCGGGUGCACCGGGCGGUCGCUGGCGCAGGUGCGUGCGGCUGCUCAGCGGCUGGGCGAGCUGGGCGCGGCGGCGCAGCAGGCCCGCGCGGCGCAGCGCAUGCUGUGCGCGCCCGCCCCGCUGCAGGUGCGCAAGCUGCACGCCGCCCUCAAGGACCUCGCCGCCAUCACGGGACAGGCGUCCGUCAACAAGAAGAUCAGCAAGAUCCAGGCGCUGUUCGUGGCGUGCCGCCACUCCGAGGCCAAGUAUUUGAUAAGGUCGCUGGAGGGCAAGCUGCGCGUGGGCCUGGCGGAGCAGUCGCUGCUGCAGGCGCUGGCGCUGGCGGCCGCGCGCACCCCGCCCGCCGGACC
Molecule: messenger RNA, 418 nt
Organism: Papilio xuthus (Asian swallowtail)
Lineage: Eukaryota; Metazoa; Arthropoda; Insecta; Lepidoptera; Papilionidae
Product: DNA ligase 1-like
Exons: 4
Biological process (GO): lagging strand elongation; DNA repair; Okazaki fragment processing involved in mitotic DNA replication
Cellular component (GO): nucleus; mitochondrion
Molecular function (GO): DNA binding; DNA ligase (ATP) activity
Source: RefSeq, a predicted model, not a curated record